UUGUAUUGUAUUACAUGCCCAUGGAACUUUGGUCAAACCAAGUCAUUACAUUACAUUACGCUUAUAUUGAUAUACGACAUGAUAUACGGAUACAAUACGUCGUACCUCCUCCGUCCUUGGUAUCCAAAUAGCCUCUAUGAGAGACUCUCUGCGAAACUCAUCACUCACUCUCUCCCCCAAAACAAUGGUGACAAAGUCGCCAGUCAGUCUCCUCCUCUUCUUCCUCCUCCUCACACUGGUGGCUCUCUCAACUGGCGAGUUCCUCAGGCUUCCAUUGCUCCACAAAACGCCGCGGCCGUCCCCGUCCGAGGCCCUCUCCCUCGACCUCCGCCGCCUCAGUUCCCUCCUUCGCACCCGUGGUGCGGUCAAGUCACCGGUCACCUCCGGCGCCUCCUCCGGCACCGGCCAGUACUUCGUCACCCUCCACCUCGGCACCCCUCCCCAGCGCCUCCUCCUCGUCGCUGACACCGGCAGCGACCUCGUCUGGGCCCGCUGCUCCGCCUGCCGGAACUGCUCCGCCCACCCCCGCGGCUCCUCCUUCCUCGCCCGCCACUCCUCCUCCUUCCGCCUGCACCACUGCUACUCUGCCACGUGCCGCAGCGUCCCCCACGCCGCCCGCGAACCGCGCUGCAAUCACACGCACCGCCACAGCCCCUGUCGCUACGAGUACUCCUACUCCGAUGGGUCCGUCACCGCAGGGUUCUUCUCCGCCGAGACGGCGACGCUCAACACCAGCUCCAACCGGGUGGACCAGCUGAAGGGGCUGAACUUCGGCUGCGGGUUCCGGGUCUCGGGUCCGAGCGUGACAGGGGCGAGCUUCAACGGGGCCCAGGGCGUCAUGGGCCUGGGUCGCGGGCCCAUCUCGUUCUCCUCGCAGCUGGGCCACCGCUUCGGCAACAGGUUCUCCUACUGCCUCUUGGACUACACCCUCUCCCCUCCUCCCACCAGCUUCCUCACCAUUGGAGGCGGCUCGGAGAAAGCCGCCGUUUCUGCCGCCACCAAUCUCCGCUUCACCUCUCUCCUCACCAACCCGAUCUCGCCCACAUUUUACUACAUCUCCAUCAGGAGCGUCUACGUCGACGGCGCGAAGCUUCCCGUCAGCCCCUCGGUGUGGUUCCUCGAUGAGCUCGGCAACGGCGGCACGAUCAUCGACUCCGGCACGACACUGACAUUCCUGGCGGAGCCGGCCUACCGGCAGAUACUGGACGCGAUGAGGCGCCGGGUAAAGUUGCCGAGCCCGGAGACGCCGACGCCGGGGUUCGAUCUGUGCGUGAACGUGACGGAGUUGCGGAGGUCAUUGGCAGUCCUACCAAGGCUGAGCUUCAGGCUGGAGGGAGGGGCCGUGUUAGCGCCGCCGCCGAGGAACUACUUCAUAGACACGGCGGAGGGUCUGAGGUGCCUGGGGAUACAGGCGGUGACGGCGGAGGGGGCUUUCUCGGUGAUCGGGAAUCUGAUGCAGCAGGGCUUCCUGCUGGAGUUCGACAGGGACAGGUCGCGGCUAGGUUUUUCGCGCCGCGGCUGCGCACUUUCCUCCUGAGCCCCGCAACCGGCCCCCAUGCGGCCUUUUUCCCACGCGGGGCAAAGGACUCACUGAGUCGCAUCGAAUACGCAUGGCGACCCGACCAGCUUGUCUUCUUUUUCCUUUUCUCUCAUAUUUUGAUCAUUAAGCAUGCGGUUGAUUUUCGAGUGGGUAAGGGACCCAAUUUAAUUUAAUUUAUGUUGAUAAAUAUAUUAAUG
Punica granatum (pomegranate) is the source of this 1737-nucleotide messenger RNA. The record is from RefSeq and is a predicted model, not a curated record. Lineage: Eukaryota; Viridiplantae; Streptophyta; Magnoliopsida; Myrtales; Lythraceae.